Molecule: messenger RNA, 1062 nt
Organism: Trichoderma citrinoviride
Lineage: Eukaryota; Fungi; Ascomycota; Sordariomycetes; Hypocreales; Hypocreaceae
Product: guanine nucleotide-binding protein, alpha-1 subunit
Exons: 4
Coding region: 1-1062 (353 amino acids)
Biological process (GO): G protein-coupled receptor signaling pathway
Cellular component (GO): heterotrimeric G-protein complex
Molecular function (GO): G-protein beta/gamma-subunit complex binding; GTP binding; G protein-coupled receptor binding
Source: RefSeq, a predicted model, not a curated record
AUGGGUUGCGGAAUGUCUACGGAGGACAAGGAGGGCAAGGCCCGGAACGAGGAGAUUGAGAAUCAGCUCAAGCGGGACAAGAUGAUGCAGCGCAACGAGAUCAAGAUGUUACUUCUGGGUGCUGGUGAAUCUGGAAAGUCAACCAUUCUCAAGCAGAUGAAGCUGAUCCACGAGGGCGGCUACUCUCGCGACGAACGCGAGUCGUUCAAGGAAAUCAUCUUCAGCAACACUGUCCAGUCCAUGCGUGUCAUUCUCGAGGCCAUGGAGUCUCUCGAGCUGCCCCUCGAGGACCAGCGCAUGGAGUACCACGUCCAGACCAUCUUCAUCCAGCCCGCUCAGAUUGAGGGCGACGUCCUGCCCCCGGAGGUCGGCGGUGCCAUCGAGGCUCUGUGGAAGGAUCAUGGUGUGCAGGAGUGCUUUAAGCGAUCUCGCGAAUAUCAGCUGAACGAUUCAGCAAGAUAUUACUUCGAUAAUAUCGCGCGAAUUGCCGCUCCCGACUACAUGCCCAACGACCAGGACGUCCUCCGAUCACGUGUCAAGACCACUGGUAUCACCGAGACGACAUUCAUCAUUGGCGACCUGACCUACCGAAUGUUCGACGUCGGUGGCCAGCGAUCUGAGCGAAAGAAGUGGAUUCACUGCUUCGAGAACGUCACCACCAUCCUCUUCCUGGUCGCCAUCUCCGAGUACGACCAGCUGCUGUUCGAGGACGAGACGGUCAACCGAAUGCAGGAGGCCCUGACGUUGUUUGACUCCAUCUGCAACUCCAGGUGGUUCAUCAAGACGUCCAUCAUUCUCUUCCUCAACAAGAUCGACAGAUUCAAGGAGAAGCUGCCGGUCAGCCCGAUGAAGAACUACUUCCCCGACUACGAGGGUGGUGACGACUACGCGGCGGCGUGUGACUACAUCCUGAACCGCUUCGUCAGCCUUAACCAGCACGAGACGAAGCAGAUCUACACACACUUCACCUGCGCCACCGAUACCACCCAGAUCCGCUUUGUCAUGGCGGCCGUCAACGACAUCAUCAUCCAGGAGAACCUCCGUUUAUGCGGUCUUAUCUAG